GCAAGAGGAAGGCGGGGCCUCUGCGUUGGCUCCUCUUCUCCCUUAGCCCACUACCGGGCCUGGGAGAACCUAGUUAAAUUGUUCUCUCUUUGGUCCCUACUCGCUUGACUCCUGGAGGCUACUCAGACUCUGCCACCUACUCGCUUGACUCCUCGAAGCUACUCAGACUCUGCCAGUUCUUAGCCUACAUGCCCCCUCCUCUAGGCUGGCUUGCGCAAACUCAGAGCCGCAGAAGCUCGGACCCUGGGAAACGGUGGCCCAAGGCCAAGGCUGACACUGAACUGUAACUCCCAGCCCCUCCCCUUGCCUGGGCCUCUGGAAAGCUGACUGUGCAAGCAAAUUGCUGGGGGCAGAAAUGGCUGCCGGCGGCCGAGGUCUCAUCAGGGCCUUGCACUCCUCUCCCUGCCCUACUUGGAAACGAGCUCAGUCGGGAGCCAACGGGCGCCUGAAGCCCGAGUACGAUGCCGUGGUGAUAGGAGCAGGACACAAUGGGCUGGUGGCUGCAGCGUACCUCCAGAGACUGGGGGUGAACACCGCGGUCUUCGAGAGGCGCCAUGUGAUUGGGGGCGCAGCUGUCACGGAGGAGAUCAUUCCUGGGUUCAAGUUCUCCCGAGCAUCCUAUCUCCUGAGCCUACUGAGGCCACAGAUUUGCACAGACCUGGAGCUGAAGAAACACGGGCUGAAACUUCAUCUGAGAGACCCCUACUCCUUCACCCCCAUGCUGGAAGAGGGCACACUGAACAGGCUGCCCAGGUCCCUUCUGCUGGGCACAGAUAUGGCUGCAAACCAGAAGGAAAUCUCUCAGUUCUCACGGAAGGAUGCUCAGGUAGGGAAGGCUUUCCCCAGAUACGAGGAGUUCAUGAAACGCUUGGUGCUAGCCAUUGACCCCCUACUGGAUGCAGCUCCAGUGGACACAACAGCCUUUCAGCAUGGCUCUCUGUUGCAGAGGCUCAGGGCACUGUCCACCCUGAAGCCCCUGCUGAAAGCAGGGCGCACCCUGGGAGCCCAGCUUCCCCAAUAUUAUGAGGUCCUCACAGCCCCCAUUUCCAAGGUGCUGGACCAACGGUUUGAGUCUGAGCCUCUGAAGGCAACUCUGGCAACAGAUGCUGUGAUUGGAGCAAUGACGAGUCCCCACACUCCGGGGAGUGGGUAUGUGCUGCUGCAUCACGUGAUGGGUAGCCUGGAGGGGACGCAGGGCGCCUGGAGCUACGUCCAGGGUGGCAUGGGCGCCCUCUCUGAUGCCAUCGCGAGCUCGGCUGCUACACGUGGAGCAAGCAUCUUCACAGAAAAGACUGUGGCUAAGGUUCAGGUGAACAGUGAAGGCCGUGCCCAAGGAGUCACACUGCAGGACGGCGAGGAGGUCAGAAGCAGAGUCGUCUUGUCCUGCGCGUCACCACAGGUCACCUUCUUAGAGCUGACACCACAGGAGUGGCUUCCCGGGGCUUUUGUGAAGAGAAUCUCCCAGCUGGACACCCAGUCUCCUGUCACCAAGAUCAAUGUGGCUGUGGACAGGCUGCCAAACUUCCAGGCGGCCCCUAAUGCUCCCGGGGACCAGCCCCAAGGUCACCAUCAGUGUUCCAUCCACCUGAACUGUGAAGACACCCUGCUCCUCCACCAGGCCUUUGAAGAUGCCAAGGGUGGCCUGCCUUCCCAAAAGUGGAAAGAACUCCCCAUCCCCAUGGACAAAGAGGGGAUGCCUCUUACAAUUGGUUACUGGAUGCAGAAUCUGAGGGCAGCAGGACAGUGGCUGGGACCUGAGCGGAGGCAGCAGAAGUGGCGGCGAGGAGAGCGGGGAGCACGCAGGCCUAUGAUUGAACUCUGCAUCCCUUCAUCGCUGGACCCUACCCUGGCUCCACCAGGCUGCCAUGUUGUCUCCCUCUUCACUCAGUAUACACCCUACACCCUGGCAGGAGGCAAGGUCUGGAAUGAGCAGGAGAAAAACACCUAUGCGGACAAAGUGUUUGACUGUAUCGAGGCCUAUGCCCCCGGCUUCAAGAGAUCUGUGCUGGCCAGAGAUAUUCUCACCCCACCGGAUCUAGAGAGAAUCUUCAGGCUUCCUGGAGGGAACAUAUUCCACGGUGCCAUGUCCCUGGACCAGCUCUACUUUGCCCGUCCAGUGCCCCAACACUCUGACUACAGAUGCCCAGUGCAGGGCCUGUACCUCUGUGGGAGUGGGGCCCAUCCUGGAGGAGGCGUCAUGGGAGCGGCUGGACGGAAUGCGGCCCACGUAGUCUUUAGAGACCUCAAGAACAUGUGACGCUGGACCAGCUCUGACCCUGGGGAGGAAAGUUUUCCUGCACGUUGAGCCACCGAGCAGGCCAUCUGCCCAAGACGCCCUGCUCCCAAGGAGGCCAUUGGAGACAAACUGUACUAGCAAGGUGCCAUCUGUUCCUUAAUCAGAGACUCAGUUGUAUUUAGCACAAUCUCACCUGUGGCCCAGGUGUCCAUGGAUCAGCUGGGUUUGUCUCACCUGUGCCUCAGGUGUCCAUGGAUCAGCUGGGUUUGUCUUUUUAAAAACCAUGUUUUGUAUAGAGACUGCUUGUAUUGUUUUUCUGUGUCUAUAGCUUGGGGGAACUUGGCACACUAGUUGGACACAGUCCAUCUAAUGCAUGGAAAAAUUUGGACCAACAUCCAACUGUUCCCUUCUUAUCAGCGGGUUUCCCACUACCAACUGAUUGAAGGCCUGGCCUACCAAUGCCCAGUCAACUACCGUCAUAUUCCUGUCACUAUAAAACAAACUCACAGUGACUCACAAGCUCUCUCUCGGGCCCACACGAUGGGCCCGAGCAAAGGUCUGCAUCUCAAGCCGUCAAAACCUCUGGUCAGGAAAUAGCAGUUGAGGGUGACUGUAGAGUGGGCUCACCAGAAACUGCAGGAACCGCUUUCUACCUUCUGCCUGCCAGGUACUAAAUCUGCCAUGUCCGACACUAAACCUUUCAACCUAAAAAGGCCUCAUUCUGCAGUGAGUUGGGCUGUCACUGCCAGAAAGAAACACAGGACAGUUCCAUGAAUAACAACUGUGCUGGCAGCCUCUGCAUGCGGGUCAAAGGCCACCAUCCUAAGCUGUCCCCUCUGAAGGUCAGACAGAGGCUUCCUAGGACUCUUACACCUACCUUCUUCUGCACAGUCAGUUACCACUGGACAACACUCUGGUCAGCCUUUCAGGCAACCAGGAGACAUUUUCAUAUUCUUAAUGUGAUGUAUGUAUGUCUUUCUUUGAAGUUACUUUAUGUCAAAAACUAUCCAGUGUUCUUUUGAAAACAUUUUAAUAGCUGUCUGAUAUUCCCUCGUGGCAAAUAAACCAUAAUUUACUGUGGGA
Mus musculus (house mouse) is the source of this 3319-nucleotide messenger RNA. It is a transcript of the gene Pyroxd2, whose product is annotated as pyridine nucleotide-disulphide oxidoreductase domain 2. The transcript is spliced from 17 exons. The coding region runs from base 356 to 2257 and encodes 633 amino acids. Lineage: Eukaryota; Metazoa; Chordata; Mammalia; Rodentia; Muridae. The record is from RefSeq and is a predicted model, not a curated record. Gene Ontology annotation, biological process: mitochondrion organization. Gene Ontology annotation, cellular component: mitochondrial matrix. Gene Ontology annotation, molecular function: oxidoreductase activity.